UUAAUGCUGAAGCUAUCCACAAACAUGGACGACGUGGGCGACUUCAAAGACGUGUUGCAAAGAUCUCGAUACGAAAUCGUCCAGCGUUUGCAACUAGACAGGACUUCUCUGUUUGAUUAUCUUAGAAGCAAAGGAGUUUUCGACGCUAGUGACUGCGAGCUUGUUUUUGUAGAGAAAACUCGAGAACAAAAGGCUAGCAAGUUUCUUGAUAUCCUCGAGUCUAAAGGAAAGGAUGCAUUCGUUUAUUUCAUUGAUGUCUUGCAGCUUUUAAAUCCUGGAUUGUAUGAGAGCAUAACUGGAGAAAAAGCAAAUCCCUGUCGUAUCUGGGAAAACAUGCGAGAUAGAUUCGCUCUCGGGAAUUGUGGCUACGUUCCUGAUGUGGAACUUCUAAGUGGGCAGCUAAAGAGGACAAUAGACGACCUACAGGACCUGGCGCUCCGUAAUCAACAGCUAAUAAAAGAAAACCAAAACCUUGGCAUGAAGCUGGACCAAGCUUCCACCGACCUCGACCUCAAACACCGACGAGUCGAGAUCCUCGAGAAGGUGAUGAAUGAAUCAGAGAGAGGAGUAGUAGAGGCACACAAUAACGCUAACAAACUCAACGAAGCUGUAGCACAACAGUUACGUACUCUACAACAGGGAAUCUUUGAAAGAAACACUUAUAUAAUAGCACUACAGAUGAAAUUAUUGGCGACUGAAGAGGAAAUCAAGGAAACGAAGAGAAUAUACGAAGAACUAAAGUCCCAACACGACAUGCUCUCUUCUAAAUGGCAGGAACUUUCCAGGGAUUACGACUAUGAAAGGCGCGAAUCGAUGAAACUUAGUGCCAAAUUGAAGUCACAGAGAGGAAACCUUCAAAAAGAACGCGAGUUUGAAAAAAGAUGUCGCGAAUUUAAACAGAUCAACGAGCAAAUGAUGGCUGAGCGUGAUGAGUCGUUAUCGGAGCUGGAGAACCUCAAGGAUUGGACAGAAGCAUUGAAAGCACGUUAUGACAUUAUUGUGGAGGAAUACAAACAGUUGCAGCAAAGUUUUGUGACAGGAGCGACAGAGAGCUGCAAACUGAAGGAAGAAAUCGAAGAACUCAAGUUACAACUAUCGUUGAGUAAAAUUGGGGUUGAAGAUUUGAAGGGCUGGAAUGAAGAGCUCGAAGAAACGGUGAAAAAAUAUCGAGAACAGAGGGAUUUCUUUUCAGAAUCGAGGAAAGCAGCUUUAUUAGAGCGUGAUGAUGCUCGUCAAGAACGUGACGAAGCAAUUCAGCGGUACAACGAAGUGUUGAAAAACCGUGAGGAGGUUGUCACGCAACAGGUUCAACACUCUCAACACUUUGAAGAGAAAUACGAGAAAGCUUGUGCAGAGUUGAAAUCCCUUCGAGAACGAAUCGCUAGUGCGGAACAUGAACUGGAGGAACUGAAGAUGCAAAGGAAAAAAACAACCAGCGAUUAUGAUUCUGACAUGACGACGCCAGAGAAAAAUGCCACAAAAACCGACUGUUUAGAUUCAACCACAUCAGAAGAAAGCGUAGCAAGUCCAAAUGAUUCAAGUACCAGUCCCUCACCGACAAAAUUUGAGGGAUUCUCCUGGAAAAGUCGUCGUGAGGCCAAAUCCAUCAUUCAAAGUGUACGUAGAAGAGUCGAUGGAGCUCAUUACAAGGGUUUCAGUUUAGACCGCAAGCUUGAUAAGUUGCAAGUUGAUGGGUCUGAAACACUUGCUCAAGAAGCUAGAACAAGCCUCAGCCUGCAACGUGGCAACCUUCUCUUCAAGACACCACCGUCCUACAACACCUUAAGAUUCAUGUUUGGACUGUCCGUGGGGGGUCAUGUAGGAAGCUUUGCGGACGUGUCAAAUUGUGCUGUGAAUGACAAUAAAGACAGCAGUGAGAACUGUGAAAGUAGUUCCAGUACGUCUGAGACAUCACAUGACGGGGCGCUCAGGGAUUUUGAGACACGCCUUGAUUUGGAUGCCAAUAAUAACGAUUUAAACGAUACUACGAUGAACGAUGGAGUCAGUAGGAAAGGCAAAUCAACUUCUCCCAGGCUUCCUAAGCCAAGGCCUUUCACGAAAAGCCAUUCUAAUCCAGUUAUAAAAGYCAAGCCGAGGUUACACCGAGGAGCUGCAGUUGACGAACAAGACAGCGAAGAGGAUUGGCAAAAAUCUGGUGAAUACAAAGAGUUACACCAGGAGAAUGACGGGCUUGAUGGAGAAGAUUUUCACUGGGUACAAGAAGCCGAGUGUUUGCCAAAAGACGAGGGCCUCAAAGAUGGCUCCUCUGAGUCAAAAGAUGACAAGUGGAAAACACCGCAGACGAAAGAAGAAGUCGAUGAAUUUUUCAAGUCACUGUCGCGAAUACGUAGGAUGCCCUUUCGGCAGCGCGCAUGCGCGAUGAAAAAGAAGUAUACAAAGAGAAGUACGUCUGUGCCCACGAUUCGUUCUGAGAAAGCGGAAACUCAGCCAAAAACCAACAAAGAAAUGCCGUAAAUAGUUAACUCUCUUCUGAACAAUAAAAACAAAGUAUGUAAAA
Actinia tenebrosa (Australian red waratah sea anemone) is the source of this 2518-nucleotide messenger RNA. RefSeq lists its product as uncharacterized. Gene Ontology annotation, molecular function: death domain binding; protease binding. Lineage: Eukaryota; Metazoa; Cnidaria; Anthozoa; Actiniaria; Actiniidae. Gene Ontology annotation, biological process: regulation of apoptotic process. The record is from RefSeq and is a predicted model, not a curated record.